GUAUUGAUCUUAGUAGUAGCAUUCGGUCGAUUUAAUGAAAUCAAUUAAGAAUGGUAGUUUGUAACCGAGCUGUUUGAUCACAACACAAGGAGAGAUGAGAGAGACUCUCCCAUCCCUCACUAGAAUUCCGGUGGAACAUUUGUGAACUCUGCCAUGAGUAUGGAUUAUCUUCCUCCAUGGCACUGGGACACCUACUCCUACAAUGAAUACUGUUGUUGCCAGCAUAGGAGAAACCCACUAAGGAAUUGUGAUAAGAUUUUUCCAAGAAGCCGACAAAAAUCACAACCCAGCAUAUACGAACAUCAACUCUUCAGACCCAGAGCCGAGAGAACUGGAGACGGACAUCAUCUCAGGUAUGCUCACUAUCACAAAUCGCACAACAUCAGGCACGAACGUUUCCCAGACCACAACGUACAGGGUAGGCAGUUCAAAGCACGCCGUUUUCUUCACCAACAGCCGGCACAAGCAAAUCGAAUUGCUCCAAGAGAAGCCUGGCGCACCGUCAGCUACAGGAAGAGGCGCUACAACCACAACCAGCUUAGCGCUACGACUCGACGCAAUCACUUAGGCAAUCAGUCACAGACAACAGCGCAUCGCGGCGGACUACCAGGUAUUUCUAACCGCUACCUUUGUUUAGAUAUUGAGGAUGUACAGCCUGAAUCAGUUUACCCACAACCGAUUGAGAACGAACAACCUCGACCUUACUACACCUCUCAGAAUAGAGCUGGAUUAAAUCGAAAUUGGAGAAGAAAUAGGGAUGCUCAAAACCGACAAAACAAGAAUGAAUUUGACUUCGAAACCCCUGCUGUUGAUGACGGAAACUCUAACCAACGACCGGUGAACUCUACGCCGGCGACUCCAGGGCCCUCAGCAGACACAACCCCGGAACUUGAGGCGGAUAAGCUUGCUGUAGAACCACAUCCAGUGACAUCGAGGCCUCAAGAAACAAACACAGGGUACGAACACAAUUUUGGAAUCUUGACGAGAGCAAACACUCUCACGUGGGCGGACCUCCUGAGACCCAACAAGGAUUGCAACCUCUCUGGCAGUCCAGACAACGGAAAGGAUAGGGCUGUACAAUUAUCAGCCACUAGUUCCAUAAUUAACAAAGAUUUGGAUUUUCUCUCCAAGGAUAAACAAUUAAUUAUAUUCGAGGGGAGCACAUCUUUGGUAACGACGGGAAGCACUUGGACCGAAUCAGAACCUUUGUCUGUGGAUUCAGAUAAGUAUUAUUUUUUUGGAGAGGAAGGGUUUGAUUCAAUUAGAAUUGAUUCUAAACUCUAUAAGUUCGCAGUUCGAAAUGGUGAUUUGGUCAUCUUUGAAAUAAAAAAAUCUGUACUCCACAAGAUUAAUUUCAAUCUUGAUCUCGUCCCCCCAAUCAUCCGAUUUAUCUCCCAAUUCACAAGUAAUGACCACUCAAAAUUUAGGCAGCAAAGGAAAUUCGGCCCGAUCACGGUUUCUUCUGAAUAUAUCAACUCAGAUUGCUGCUUGAAGAUUGCGAAGGAAAAAGGGAGUUCUAUCAUUUUUUCUAUGGGUCCACAAAAAUCCAGCCUAUUAAAAUUUUUGGCUAUUUUUUCUAAUUUUGUUGGAAAGCCUCAGUUGGUGCAGGAAGAACCUAUGCAUUCAGAGUUUGAGACUUCGGCGGAACUGACUUCCAUUUCCAAACUUAUAUUCAACUUUGAAGUCCAAAGAGCCUAUGUCGAGAAGCAAAAAACCGCGUCUACUGAGAAACAACCUCUUAUCUCAUCACUCUUACAGGCUUACUCAGAUGCCUCGGACAGCUUUGACCCAUCAGAUGACUCAUAUUUUUCAGACGAUUUUCUGGGACACGCAACGGAAUCCGACCGUAGACCACCUAUUUCAGAACAAGAACAAAUAAGGGAUUCCACAUUCAACAGAGCAAUUUGCCGUAAAUCACAGCUCAUUACUUCAGAAAACUGCCUUCCAACUGACAAUUUGAACACCCAGCUUAAAAUUUACCGGAAGUCCCAGAAGAACAAAAGGCGGCACAGUAUGAGAACUAGGUCUCAAACCAAGGAAUUUCCAUGGACCUAGAUUUUUUAGUUUUUUUAUUUCCCUUUUUGCACUUCUGUAAUUUUUCCUUUUCUGUGUUUUUUUUAUCUCUCUUUGUACUCCUUCUUUUAUCAAUAAAAUCCCUCUUAAAAAAAAUGGUAGUUUGUAACCCGG
Molecule: messenger RNA, 2187 nt
Organism: Cuscuta epithymum
Lineage: Eukaryota; Viridiplantae; Streptophyta; Magnoliopsida; Solanales; Convolvulaceae
Source: the annotation of a GenBank genome assembly